This is a messenger RNA of Ochotona princeps (American pika), 3829 nucleotides long. RefSeq names its product autophagy related 9A (gene ATG9A). NCBI's taxonomy places the organism in Eukaryota, Metazoa, Chordata, Mammalia, Lagomorpha, Ochotonidae. Gene Ontology annotation, cellular component: phagophore assembly site; autophagosome. The transcript is spliced from 16 exons. Bases 323 to 2842 code for a protein of 839 amino acids. Gene Ontology annotation, biological process: protein localization to phagophore assembly site; autophagy of mitochondrion. The record is from RefSeq and is a predicted model, not a curated record.
GGUGGCGGGGCCGCGCUCGAGGGUGGCCGCUGUUGAGAGCUGAGCCCUUGGCCCCGGGGCCGGGCGACCCUGGGGCGCGCUGGGCUCGGGUCUCGGCGGCUGGGUGUAGGGAGCCCAGCCCAGCCGGGGUACCUGGCUCGAACCCCCCACCACGACCAACAACAUCUGCAGGAAGUCCCAAACCUAGACCCUGCCUAAUCAAUGGGCCUUGGGUCUACACUGACCCCGUGAAUGCAGCUGCCGAGCCAGGGCACCGAGGGCUGGAGUGGAGCAGAACCCUGUCCAUGGAACUGGUGGACAAGGUGGACAGGGGGCUGUGGUGAUGGCGCAGUUUGACACAGAAUACCAGCGCCUGGAGGCCUCCUACAGCGACUCGCCCCCCGGGGAGGAGGACUUGCUAGUACACGUUGCGGAGGGGAGCAAGUCCCCCUGGCACCACAUAGAAAACCUUGACCUCUUCUUCUCUCGAGUUUACAAUCUACACCAGAAGAAUGGCUUCACAUGUAUGCUCAUCGGGGAAGUCUUCGAGCUUAUGCAGUUCCUCUUUGUGGUUGCCUUCACUACCUUCCUGGUUAGCUGUGUGGACUAUGACAUCCUAUUUGCCAACAAGAUGGUGAACCACAGCCUUCACCCUACCGAGCCUAUCAAAGUCACGCUGCCAGAUGCUUUUUUACCUGCCCAAGUCUGUAGUGCCAGGAUCCAGGAAAAUGGCUCCCUGAUCACCAUCCUCGUCAUCGCUGGUGUCUUCUGGAUCCACCGACUUAUCAAGUUCAUCUAUAACAUUUGCUGCUACUGGGAGAUCCAUUCCUUCUACCUGCAUGCUCUACGUAUCCCCAUGUCUGCCCUCCCAUAUUGCACAUGGCAGGAAGUGCAGGCUCGGAUUGUACAGACCCAGAAAGAGCACCAGAUCUGCAUCCACAAGCGGGAGCUCACCGAGCUGGACAUCUACCACCGCAUUCUCCGUUUCCAAAAUUAUAUGGUGGCGUUGGUGAACAAAUCUCUGCUGCCACUGCGCUUCCGCCUGCCAGGACUUGGAGAGGUUGUGUUCUUUACCCGUGGCCUCAAGUACAACUUCGAGCUGAUCCUCUUCUGGGGACCCGGCUCCCUGUUUCUCAAUGAAUGGAGCCUCAAGGCUGAAUACAAACGUGGAGGGCAAAGGCUGGAGCUGGCCCAGCGCCUCAGCAACCGCAUCCUGUGGAUCGGCAUCGCCAACUUCCUGCUGUGCCCCCUCAUCCUCAUCUGGCAGAUCCUCUAUGCCUUCUUCAGCUAUGCCGAGGUGCUGAAGCGGGAGCCUGGGGCCCUGGGUGCACGCUGCUGGUCCCUCUAUGGCCGCUGCUACCUGCGCCACUUCAACGAGCUAGAACAUGAGCUGCAGUCCCGCCUCAACCGUGGCUACAAGCCUGCCUCCAAGUACAUGAACUGCUUCCUGUCACCACUGCUGACCCUGCUGGCCAAGAAUGGCGCCUUCUUUGCUGGCUCCAUCCUGGCUGUACUCAUUGCCCUUACGAUCUACGAUGAAGACGUGCUGGCCGUGGAACACGUCCUCACCACCGUCACGCUCCUGGGGGUCACAGUGACCGUGUGCAGGUCCUUUAUCCCGGACCAGCACAUGGUGUUCUGCCCCGAACAGCUGCUUCGUGUGAUCCUCGCUCACAUCCACUAUAUGCCCGACCACUGGCAGGGUAAUGCCCACCGCUCGCAGACCCGGGACGAGUUUGCCCAGCUCUUCCAGUACAAGGCAGUGUUCAUCCUGGAGGAGCUGCUGAGCCCCAUAGUCACCCCCCUCAUCCUCAUCUUCUGUCUGCGCCCGCGAGCCCUGGAGAUCAUAGAUUUCUUCCGCAACUUCACUGUGGAGGUAGUCGGCGUGGGAGACACCUGCUCAUUUGCUCAGAUGGAUGUUCGCCAGCACGGGCAUCCCCAGUGGCUGUCCGGCGGGCAGACAGAAGCCUCCGUGUACCAGCAAGCUGAGGAUGGGAAGACAGAGUUGUCCCUCAUGCACUUUGCUAUCACCAACCCUGGCUGGCAGCCCCCGCGCGAGAGCACCGCCUUCCUCGGCUUCCUCAAGGAACAGGUGCAGCGGGAUGGGGCAGCUGCCAGCCUGGCCCAAGGGGGUAUGCUCCCCGAAAAUGCCCUCUUCACAUCCAUCCAGUCCUUGCAGUCGGAAUCCGAGCCCCUGAGCCUUAUUGCCAAUGUGGUGGCUGGCUCAUCCUGCCGAGGGCCCCCGCUGGCCCGAGACCUGCAGGGCUCCAGGCACCGGGCUGAAGUUGCCUCUGCCCUGCGCUCCUUCUCCCCACUGCAACCUGGGCAGGGCCCCACAGGCCGAGCUGCCAGCACCAUGACAGGCUCUGGGGUGGAUGCCAGGACUGCUAGCUCCGGGAGCAGCGUGUGGGAAGGACAACUGCAGAGUCUGGUGCUGUCGGAGUACGCGUCCACUGAGAUGAGCCUGCAUGCCCUCUACAUGCACCAGCUCCACAAGCAGCAGACUCAGGCCGAGCCUGAGCGGCACGUGUGGCACCGCCGGGAGAGUGAUGAGAGUGGGGAGAGUGCCCCUGAGGAAGGGGCAGAAGGGGCCCGGGCCCCCCAACCCCUCCCCCGCUCAGCCAGCUACCCCUGCGCCACCCCCCGACCUGGGCCCCCUGAGACCACUGCCCUGCACGGGGGCUUCCAGAGGCGCUAUGGAGGCAUCACAGAUCCUGGCACGGUGCCCCGGGCUCCUUCCCACUUCUCUCGUCUGCCCCUUGGUGGCUGGGCUGAAGAUGGGCAGUCAGCAUCAAGGCACCCAGAGCCCGUGCCUGAGGAGGGCUCUGAGGAUGAGCUUCCACCUCAAGUACACAAGGUCUAGACGAAGCUGAGAAGGGUACCCGUGCCCCAAGGAUGGAGGCCACUGCCGCCCAUCGCGUGCCAUGGGAGGGCCUUUGAGCAUUGCCUGGCUCCCGUGUGUGGUGUGUGUGUGUCCGUGCCUGGCCAAGGGAGGAGGUGCCAAUGGUGGACUUGCCACAACCCCAACAGACGAAUCUGGGGGCACGCAGGCCUCUCACCUCAUCCCCAGAACCCCCUUGGCUCAGAGUGUGGUGCUAGAAAACCAGUCCCCAGCCCAGCCCCAGGACUGCCAGUUUGGCACUGAGAGAAGCUGCCACACUGGGAGAACCUGUGCCAACUGUGGAGUAGGUGGGGCCUGGGCCUGGACCCUUGACCCCUGUAGCCCACCAUCUUCCCAGCCCCACCUUGAACAGAUGAGCACCUGUGGCUGUGGCCCUUACCUCACCUAAGUUCUUGCCCACUGCUACAGCCAGCUCACCUCUCUUCCACCCUGUCCCCCUGCGCGCAUCACUGGCAUGUGUGUGCUGUUUGUUCCUGUUCUGUUUGCUCUUGGCCUCCUCUGUUGGGGUGGAGGCCCUAGCUCCCAGCUUCCCAUACCCCAAUGCCAUCAUUUGACACUAAGAAGGAAAGUUUCUGAAUUGCCAGACCAGGAUGGAAACUACUGGCCUCUCCAACUUUUGAGGUCCAGUCCUUGGGAGACCGUACCCCCACCCCUUCCAUUGCUGCUUAUUGGGCCCCCUCACCACCCACAGGUGGGACGGACAGGGCUAGAGCAUGACUUCGGCUGUCUACAACCCAGCAAGAAAAGCUGCAGCCCACUUCUGGCUGCCACCUAGCAGGGUAGAAGGGCGUUGCCCUGGGCUUGGGCUACCGCAUUGCAUGCUGGGACUCAACUCCUACCCCGUGGAGCACCCUACGCCCAGCCCUGGUGCACUGAGGGGACAGGAAACUGCAAACCGGGUGGGAAUCGUGUACAGCUUGAUUACCCUUAAUAAAGAAGGGACUUUGA